This is a messenger RNA of Fusarium vanettenii 77-13-4, 1602 nucleotides long. RefSeq lists its product as uncharacterized. Bases 1 to 1602 code for a protein of 533 amino acids. Gene Ontology annotation, biological process: lipid metabolic process; phosphatidylinositol-mediated signaling. Gene Ontology annotation, molecular function: phosphatidylinositol-4,5-bisphosphate phospholipase C activity. The transcript is spliced from 3 exons. The record is from RefSeq and is a predicted model, not a curated record. NCBI's taxonomy places the organism in Eukaryota, Fungi, Ascomycota, Sordariomycetes, Hypocreales, Nectriaceae.
AUGGCCUGGGUGCAGUUAGGUACCAGCGCUCAAGGGCCCCUCCCGCCAAAAGACCUUUCCAGGCCCUUGACCCACUACUUCAUCAGCAGUAGCCACAACAGCUACUUGGUCGGAGAUCAAUUAAACACCAAGGCCAACGCUGAGGCAUAUCGAGAUAUUCUCUUACAAGGAUGUCGAUAUGUUGAGAUUGACGUUUGGGGCGGGGAUCCCGUCAAGCCAGACGCCCGAGACUCCUCACAGACCCAUCGGCCAAACACCUUGAUGAGCAAGGUCAGCAAAUCUCCCAAACCUGGAUCACAGGUAGAACUUGGCGAGCCCAUUGUCACUCAUGGCUGGACUUUGAUCCCCCCGUGUGGCUUCCGCGAAGUGUGUGCCAUCAUUGGAACUUCGGCCUUUGUGAACAACGAUCUACCCAUCAUUGUCAGUCUUGAGGUGCAUGCAGAUACCGAGCAGCAGGAGGCGAUGGUGAGGAUCAUGAAAGAGGAAUGGGGGGAACUCCUUCUCGAUGAACCUCUUGGGGGUUAUGAUCCGAGAUUCCGUCUUCCAAAGUUGGGUGAUCUGAGGCGCAGAAUCCUCGUCAAGGUGAAGAAGAGCCCUGCUCGCGCCAUCAAGACCGCUACCUCGAGCGACUCGGAAAGCUCGAUUCAGGACCUGAAACCUAUGAGCGACUCGAACCCUAAAGCAAAGUCAUCCAGGAUUGCCAUCUGUCAGGCCCUCAGCGAUCUUGCCAUCUACACGCAAAGCGAGGCGUUCCGCGGCUUUGAUACUCCAGCAGCAAGAAAGCCGUCUCACAUCUUUUCUCUAAGCGAAACAAAGCUGCUUGAGCUUGAUGAAGCAGACGGAACUGGGUUGCUUUUCCACAACAAAAAUUACUUUAUGGGCUGCUUCCCGUCUGGGCGCAGAAUAGACUCAUCUAACCCUGAUCCAUCGCUCUUCUGGCAUAUGGGUGUUCAAAUGGUAGCCCUGAACUGGCAUAGUCUUGAUGAGGGCAUGAUGCUCCACCAUGGCAUGUUUGCCGAUGAGGAUGGGUGGGUUCUCAAACAUGCACGAUAUCGGAACACCGAUGGAAUAGUUGAGUUUCAGCAUGACGCCAUACCAAGGGGCGCCAGGGAUAUUUCAAUCACUAUUUUCUCAGGCUUCGACAUCCCGGAUGAUGCCGAUGAUGAACAAUACCACAUCAGACGUGACAAGAGUGUUUUACGUCCACAAGUCAAGGUCGAGUUUCACUGCGACCAGGAUGAGGGUGAUAAGGUCGAGCACAGAUUCAAGACUGAGACAGGCAAGACCAAGGAUCCUCGGUUCGGCGCCACUGGGUCAACUACCUCCUUCGACAUCGGGUGGAGCCCACCAGACGCUACACAGAUAGUCUAUCAGGAACUAACCUGCUUUAUCAGAUUCAAGGUCGUGGAUGUUCAAAAGUCUCUCGCUGCUCCACCAUUGUUAGGUUGGGCGUGCAUCCGCCUGGACCGCCUCCGUGAGGGAUACCGUCUCAUUGAACUCUCAGAUGCUCGGGGGCGUGUGACUUCAGGAGUUCUACUGGUCAAGAUUUCGAUUGAUGUAGACCCUCGUAGUAUUCCGCGGGCUCGUCUAUAUCAAAAGUAA